AGACAAUGUUUCCAAAGGUGGAACAAUUACUGGAGAAAGAAAGAAAAAACCACGUGAUCAAUUUAAUGUUGCAGGUUUCCCUUGACAACCCGCCAAAAAAAAAAAAGCGUCUCGAAACUCCCAUAUUUUUGAGUAACCAUGGGGCGACUUCAAGAUAAGCAGUAUAGCAAAUCGCGGCAUUCCAAAACGAAUGAGAGAGAUGAACAAAAGAACCAACAAGGACGUAGUAAACUUCAGGCUAUUUUUUGUCCGCCACUCGAUCCGUCUCUUAUUGCGGCCAUUUGGAGUGAUACCCACAACUACGAGCAAUCCUUCCACAUAUUGAGUGAAUUGGCGAAACAAACCGAAGAUUCGGUGGAUCCCGAACAGAAAGCCUUGGAACAGUUGCAGCUAGACGAAACACCGACGGGCGACCCCAACUGCCAUGACGACCACGACGAUGAUGAGGACGACGACGAAAACGGCUACACGACACCGUCAAGCACUGAUAAACAGGAAAUAGGAGAUGGUGUGGAAUUUUUGAUGCGAUGUUUUCCUGAUCAUGAUCGAGUCGAUUUGGUCGAAGCUCUGGAGCUACAAGAUGGUGACGUUGAAAAAGCUACCGAUUUAUUAUUAAACCGCGUGUUUCUGGACAAUGAAAAUGAGGAAAAUUCCGCCUCGGAUAAAGAGAUCUCGAUGCCUGAUACAAAAGACAAGACGCCGAUCAAAAAAGUCAAAGCUCGAAAACCUAAAAAAGUGGUAUGGUCAUCGGGAGCGUUGCCCUCAUCCAGCAGUCAGGUGCCAACCGAUGCGGAGAACGGGUAUCACAUGGCAACGUUGCCAUUCAAUUACUGGCAUCAGUAUGACAAACAGAUCGACAAGAUUCAAAAAGUAUUCCCAAAGAUGGCUCACACCACCGUGUUGCGAUGUGUUCAACGUUGUCGUGGUGAUGUGGUAGCCGCCAUUGUUAUGCUGAUGGAGAAGGAACCGGGGAUGAAUCCUGUGUUGGCGUUUGAAGCGUGGCGAGAUAUUCGGACCUUGGAGAAAGUGCAGCAAGGCAUACAGACGAUUCUCGUCGAUCGACCGGCCGAUCUGAUUCGACGGGUAGCGGUGGGCGUGAUGGUGGAUACCGGAAAUAGUGAGAUUGCCGUGGAUACAUUGGUGCAGGAAGGCAUUGAUUUUAUUUUGACGUAUGAUCAACGACAAAAGGCGCUGAUGAAACGCCGAGAACAGAUGAUGAUGACUCAAACUUCGCUACCACGGACGAUACCUCAGGCAAAUGAUAUGCCUGUUAUACCCGAAUAUUUGUUGCUGGACAACCGCGGCCUUUUUGCAGAAGAUGAUCCUGAAUUGUGCCGCGAUAUUGCUUGGGAACUGAUUAUGCAACGGAAUGAACUGUACCGCAAGGCGGCGGCGUCCUAUCAACGGGCGAAAAAUAAAAGAUCCGGUGAAAGUGGUGUGGCCUUUUUCUAUUCGCAAGAGGCAAGAGAAUGCGAUGAAAAAGCCAAACACUGGAACAUGCGAGCUGCAAGAUCUUUUGUACGGCAAGAAAGACUACGGAAAAAUGAUGAUCAUUUACUGGAUCUUCACGGUUUAACGGUGGCUGAAGCGCAAGUGCUUAUUAAAGAAGGAGUAUCCCAAUGGUGGUCGCGAAGUCAAAUGCAAGCAGCUCGCAGAGCGAUACAGCCUCUGAGGAUUAUUACGGGCGUCGGAAAUCAUUCAAGUCAACAUCGGUCCCGUUUGUUUCCAAGUGCUCUAAAGUUUCUGAAAAAAGAAGGAUGGCGAACAGAACUUCCAUCUCCUGGUUGCAUUUUGGUAAAAGGGCCAAUGAAAUAAAAGCAGAGGCCCAAAGACACCGUGUAUGAUUAUGGUUCUUUUUAGAUUUCCCACAUCUUUUUUUUUUUUUUUUUCAUUCAUUCUUUCUAGUUACUGCAGGCAUAAACAAAGCAUCUGCUAAAA
This is a messenger RNA of Radiomyces spectabilis, 1938 nucleotides long. RefSeq lists its product as uncharacterized. The transcript has 5 exons. Gene Ontology annotation, molecular function: ubiquitin binding. The record is from RefSeq and is a predicted model, not a curated record. NCBI's taxonomy places the organism in Eukaryota, Fungi, Mucoromycota, Mucoromycetes, Mucorales, Radiomycetaceae. Bases 139 to 1815 code for a protein of 558 amino acids.